Messenger RNA from Rangifer tarandus platyrhynchus (Svalbard reindeer), 345 nucleotides. The record is from the annotation of a GenBank genome assembly. NCBI's taxonomy places the organism in Eukaryota, Metazoa, Chordata, Mammalia, Artiodactyla, Cervidae.
AUGAUCCGUUCUGCAGGCAAAUCGCGGUGGCACGCAGUCCCGGAGCUGCCUCGCGUGACACAGCGGCGCCUCCGCCCGGAAGCCGCCCAGCGAUCGCGGCUGUGGCCACCUGGGACCACGCGUGAGGCGCGGCGUAAACAAGGGCCCUUCGAGGCGAGAAGCGAGCUGGAGGCGGGGCUGACGGGCUGGAGCUGGUAUCAGCCCGAGGCGGACCCUUGCCCGCCCAGCUCGCGUCCUAGCGCCCUGGCCGCCCCCAGCCCGCAACCCCUCCUCAGGCGGCGAGAGGCCGUCCUCGCAGAGACGGGCCGGGAGGACAUAAGCCCGGGCGGCGAGGCGCGGCCGUAA